Messenger RNA from Rhagoletis zephyria (snowberry fruit fly), 1014 nucleotides. Lineage: Eukaryota; Metazoa; Arthropoda; Insecta; Diptera; Tephritidae. The record is from RefSeq and is a predicted model, not a curated record.
AUGCCGUCUUCAGUGGUUAAGGAAGGCCUGCUGACGGAGAGCAACUGUGCAAUCACCGAGGAGCAGCUGAACGCCAUCAUUCGUCGAGGACAGCAAAUAACCGAUUUCUACGAACAGGAGAAGGAUUGCUUUGCAAGAGGAAAAUUCGCCCAAGUUCGUCGAAUCUGUCACAAGGAGACGGGCAUUCACUACGCUGCCAAGAGCAUCAAACGACGGCGACCACGCUGUGGCGAUGUCACCAGCGAGAUUCUUCAUGAGAUUCGUGUCCUCCUAACGUCUGAACACUGCAAUCGAGUCAUUGAUGUGCACGAAGUGUUUGAAACACCGACCGAGUACAUCCUCGUGCUUGAACUAGCAAAAGGUGGCGAGUUGCAGCAAAUACUGGACGAAGAUGAGCGCAUUGAAGAGAAAAUUUGCCGGAGACUGUUGCGUCAAAUUGUCGAAGGAGUCCGCUUUCUACACACGCACAAGAUUGCCCAUCUUGAUCUGAAGCCUCAAAAUAUUUUGCUAACUAAUCCACUGCCAGAUGGUAAUGUGAAGCUAUGCGACUUUGGCAUUUCUCGAUACAUUUCCGAGUCAGCUGAAAUACGAGAAAUUAUGGGCACCACUGAUUAUAUGGCGCCGGAAAUUUUGCAGUACGAUCCUAUCUCACUGGCUUCGGACAUUUGGUGUAUUGGCAUUGUCGCCUAUGUGCUCCUUUCAGGGCACUCUCCAUUUGGUGGCAACGAAAAGCAGGAAACAUACUCUAAUAUCACAAGUGGGGCACUAGAGUUUCCAGAUUCACUAUUUGAAAAUGUGUCAGAACAGGCCAAAGACUUUAUUCGUCGUUGUCUAAUUCGCGAUCCUUGUGAGCGAAUGACAUGCGAUGAAUGUCUGGAACAUGAAUGGAUAUCAAAUGAUGAUCUGAAAUUAGAGAUAAUUACUACUAGUUGCGAAGAAGUGGUGGUUCUGACCAACAACGGCGUCGCUUGUGAUGGCGAGAGUAACAAGGAAGAAGUCAAUCUCUACACUUGA